AUGUUGGACAAAGGGGAACCACCCCCGACUCGCCGUAAACCACCAGACAGGCACCCGGGUGUGCUUGACAGGCCUCUCAUGGAGCGUGACCUCUUCGCUCCAGAUAGGUCUAGAAUACUGCCGCCAAUUAGCCAUAUCCCAAAGCGAAAAGGGAGCUCACCGGCCACAGGCACCGCGCUCGGCACUAGUGGAGCUGAGCCUCCACCCUCCGCCGAACCGGCACCACUACCUCGCCGGAACCUCGCCUCGCGGAGACGUACACCCCCUGAGAUAGACAACGAAGAAUUGCAGGAGGAGAGAAGGCUGAAGGCCUCUGCAACUACCACGACUAACACACCGACUCCACUCCAAAAACAACCAGUGACAAGAGACAACUCGCCACCGGACUAG
Messenger RNA from Parnassius apollo (apollo), 390 nucleotides. NCBI's taxonomy places the organism in Eukaryota, Metazoa, Arthropoda, Insecta, Lepidoptera, Papilionidae. The record is from the annotation of a GenBank genome assembly.